AUUUCUACGUAACCGAUGCAGCAGGCUGCCUUAGUGCCUUACUGCUUUAAGCGCCGCCAGCUGCGGGCUAAAAGUCCUGAAGGAUUGGUACCUAAGUCUGAGGUUGGAUGUGUGGUUCUAGAAAAGCUGAUAGGUAUCAAUUUAUCCCUCACAAUGUCUACGAGACCUGAUGAUCACAGAAGAAAAUGGAACAGGGAGGAAUAUGAAAGGAUAGCUCUCCAGCGACUCCAGGAGGAGAUUGCUGAAGAGGAGCUUGGCCUUCCUAAGCAGCCAGCUGUCAAAAGAGAACUACUCAAACAAAGAGACUACAAAGUUGAUCUAGAAUCUAAGCUAGGAAAGAGUGUUGUCAUAAAUAAAAAUACACCAUCCUCUCAAACUGGAGGAUAUUACUGCAAUGUGUGUGACUGUGUUGUUAAAGAUUCCAUUAAUUUCUUGGACCACAUCAAUGGAACAAAACAUCAAAGAAAUUUGGGAAUGUCAAUGAAGAUUGAAAGAUCAUCAUUGGAACAAGUUAAAGCAAGAUUUGCUGUAAAUAAGAAAAAAAUGGAGGAGAAAAAGAAAGACUAUGACCUGGAGCAGCGUGUUAAGGAAUUAAAGGAAGAGGAAGAGAAGAUCAAGGAAUAUAGAAAAGAGAAGCGAAAGGACAGAAAACGCAAAAUUGAAGAAGCCAAUGAUGAGGAUGCCGGGGCUUCUGAUGAAAUGGCAAUGGUAAUGGGAUUCUCUGGGUUCGGUUCCAAGAAGAAGUGAUAUCAUAUCUUCACUUUUAAUUAAAACAAAGGUAUGAAAUUCCCGUAUUUCUUGGGAGUCUGAUAAGUAGACGAGAAAAAUUGAAUAGAACAAAUGACCAGACGCUUUCUGAUUUUUGUACAGUGAUUUUUUAUUCGAAUCACGCGAUUACUUUAUGUAUACAAUCAAGUAGACUGAAUAUAGAUAAAAAAGAAACGAUAUUGAACUAACAUAUGAGACAGUAACAAGAAACCUAUACACAAACUUCAAAGAGUUAGUGAUAGAAUUAAAUAAUUAUUCCGCAAUAUUUGUCCGUAAAUAUCAAUGACACUGCGCAUUUUUUCACUAACUUCAAGAAUAAAUUUUUUAAUAUAAUGUAACUAAAAUAAAUAGUAAAUUAUUCAUAUGUCUGUAUGAUGAUGUAUUGUUACAGAUUGAUACCACUUUUAUUAAAGUACAAUAUUUCACA
This is a messenger RNA of Cephus cinctus (wheat stem sawfly), 1195 nucleotides long. Its product is annotated as zinc finger matrin-type protein 2. The transcript is spliced from 4 exons. Bases 16 to 747 code for a protein of 243 amino acids. The record is from RefSeq and is a predicted model, not a curated record. Gene Ontology annotation, cellular component: spliceosomal complex; U4/U6 x U5 tri-snRNP complex. NCBI's taxonomy places the organism in Eukaryota, Metazoa, Arthropoda, Insecta, Hymenoptera, Cephidae. Gene Ontology annotation, biological process: mRNA splicing, via spliceosome. Gene Ontology annotation, molecular function: nucleic acid binding; zinc ion binding.